Molecule: messenger RNA, 1937 nt
Organism: Toxotes jaculatrix (banded archerfish)
Lineage: Eukaryota; Metazoa; Chordata; Actinopteri; Toxotidae
Gene: taf15
Product: TAF15 RNA polymerase II, TATA box binding protein (TBP)-associated factor
Exons: 16
Coding region: 151-1524 (457 amino acids)
Biological process (GO): regulation of DNA-templated transcription
Cellular component (GO): nucleus
Molecular function (GO): RNA binding; transcription coregulator activity
Source: RefSeq, a predicted model, not a curated record
GGGAAGUACCGCAGCGAGUGCAGCUCCGUUCUCCGCUGCGUACAUGUUGGCCGGGGUUUUUAUCAGCUCGACAGAACGAACAGGCUUCAUCGACUAUUUUUAAAUUAUAUAUAUAUAUAUAUAGUGUAUAUAUAUAUAUAACGGCACACAAUGGCCACUGACUCAGGCUACGGUCAGCACGGUGGUUCUCAAAGCUAUGGAUCAUAUGGCGGUCAGCAGGGUGGACAGGGUUUUGGGCAAGGAAAUGGCAGUGGCACCUAUGGGGCACAGAGUUACGGUGGCUAUGGACAACAAGAUGGUUUUGGUCAGUCCCAGCAGUCUCAGAGCUAUGAUAAUUAUGGACAGGAAUCAUCUGGGUACGGCGACAAGUCGUCCUCUUUUGUGCCGCAAGCUUCCUAUGGUGGCCAGGGGCAAGGAGGAGACAGUUAUGGACAGCAGAACUACUACGGUGGCCAGGGACAGGGCGGCAGCAGCGGCGGAUAUGGUAGCCAGGGACAGGGCGGCGGCGGCAGCAGCGGGUAUGGUAGCCAGGGACAGGGCGGCGGCGGCGGCGGCGGCGGCGGUGGUGGUGGUGGAUAUGGUAGCCAGGGGCAAGGAGGCGGGGGCUAUGGAAGAUGGAGUGAAGGUGAAGGUGGUGGUCAGGGUGGGAGGUUUGGACGUGACCAUGGUGACCGUUCAGAAGGAGGGGGCUACAGAGGCCGAGGCCGUGGUGGCUAUGACCGUGGCGGAUAUGACCGCAGUGGUGGCUAUGACCGUGGCGGAUACGACCGUGGAGGAAGAGGUGGACCUCCUGGUAUGGGAGGUGGUGACCGUGGUGGCUACAAAAAUUACGGUGGCUCUCGAGACUACGGCUCAAGGGAUGACCCAGCUGGAGAGCAGGACAACUCUGACAACAACACCAUUUUUGUACAGGGACUGGGAGAAGACGCCACGGUUCAGGAAGUUGGCGACUUCUUCAAGCAGAUUGGUAUUAUCAAGGUGAACAAGAAGACUGGCCUGCCAAUGAUCAACAUCUACUCUGACAAGGCCACCGGUCGGCCAAAGGGAGAAGCUACAGUGUCAUUUGAUGACCCGCCUUCUGCCAAAGCUGCUAUUGACUGGUUUGACGGCAAAGAAUUCAAUGGCAAACCCAUCAAAGUGUCAUUUGCCACCCGCAGAGCCGAGUUCACACAGAGAGGAGGUGGAAGAGGGGGACGAGGAGGUUUCAGAGGUCGUGGUGGUGGAGGACCCAACUUUGACAUAAAGGGAGGAGACUGGCCCUGUCCCAACAGCUCUUGCGGCAACAUGAAUUUUGCACGGCGGCAAGAAUGUAACAAGUGUGGUGCACCCAAACCAGGAGAUGGAGGAUUUGGAGGUGGAGACCGUGGUGGCAGAGGAGGCUUUGGAGGUGACCGAGGCGGCGGCUUCAGAGGGCGUGGAGGUUUCCGUGGGGGAGACCGUGGAGGUGGUGGAGGAUACGGCGGCGGCUACAAGAUGGGAGGAAGAGGUGACCGUAGAGACGACAGAAGAGACCGGCCAUACUAAGCCUUGAACAGAUGGAAACAAUUCCAGCCCAUGAGAUCGCCAUGGAGGGAGGGUUUAGUUUGGGAAAACUGGAACGAGGAUAGAUCAGAUAUUCUGAUUUGUGUACCUUUUUUGUAGCCAGUGCAUCCCAACUAUUACUGUUCAUCUGUGAGUGAGGGAAGGAUAUUUGGGGUAAUGUGCAGGGACUUCGGGGCUGAUUGGCACUGUUGGCAUGUGGUCAGAUGUUCUUGGGUUUUUUUUUUUUCCCCCUUGCUUUUUGUUUUUGUUUUUAUUUCUUUGUACAUCCUUUUUAAUUUUCUCUCAGAUUCUAGUUGCAGAUGUUUUGUGAGGUAGACCAUGGUUUUGUAUGAACAAAUGUUUUACUUGGAUUCUUUUUUUUUUUUUUUCCAAAAUAUUAAAAACUGUGAUCUUUU